Prunus mume (Japanese apricot) is the source of this 444-nucleotide messenger RNA. The record is from RefSeq and is a predicted model, not a curated record. NCBI's taxonomy places the organism in Eukaryota, Viridiplantae, Streptophyta, Magnoliopsida, Rosales, Rosaceae.
AUGCCCAUCAAAGCCUCAGCAUCGCACAAGAGAUCCAACAGUUUGGACAUCCACCAGUCUUUCCUAGCAACAAAGAGGAGAAAGGGAACCAUCAGGAAGCUGAAGAUGCAAAUUCAGGUGCACGCACAUACAUAUAAUAAGUUCAAGGGAAAGAAGUCCAAGGCUACAUCAAAGUCAAGUGGACAAGCAUACCAGUUGGAAAUCAUGCGCAGUCUUGGCCUCUCUGACAGUGAGAUAACCAAAUUAUGUGAAGCAUCUGAAUGGUUGAACUUCUUCCCUCCAAUGGCAAUGGAAGACCUCAAGGCUUUUGGCUUGGGAUGUGACUGGAGCCGAUCCUUUAUUACUAUAGACAGGAACCCAUAUUUUGAUAAGUUUGUGGGGUGGCAGAUGAGGAAAUUGAAAGACAUGGCUAAGGUUGUGAAAGCGAAACGUUAUGCGAUCUAA